AUGGCCCGGCCCGCGACGCUGGUGGUCGCAGUCCUGGGGCUGUGCCUGCUGCUGGCGCCACGCGGCCUCGCGUGGUACAGGCAGGCUGCAGGACGCAGUUACUACUCGGUGGGCCGCGCCGCGGGGCUGCUGUCUGGCAUCCGCGGGUCGCCGUACGCGCGGCGCUCCGAGCCUCCCGUCGGGGUGGGACCGCCGANGGGGGCGCGGCGGUCCCCGCCCUCAGCCCUCACCCCCACGCUCUAGGCCGUGUGUGUCAAGGACAUCACCCCGAACCUGCAGAGCUGCGAGCGGCUUCCCAACGGCCGCGGGACCUUCCAGUGCAAGGCGGACGUCUUCCUGUCGCUGCGCGCAGCUGACUGCCACGCCUGAGCCCCGGACCCCAGACCCGGACCUCUCCUGCCUCCUGCUGGGUACUGCCGACGCCCACUGUCUCCUUCGGGAACCCCUAGAAUCCACCGGCAUGGGAUGGCAUCCUCAGUGUUCUCCCACUCCCAACCUACCCCUCAGUAAAUGGCUGAAUGAAUAAACUAGGUAAAGACGC
Messenger RNA from Carlito syrichta (Philippine tarsier), 541 nucleotides. It is a transcript of the gene NPB, whose product is annotated as neuropeptide B. The transcript is spliced from 2 exons. The record is from RefSeq and is a predicted model, not a curated record. Gene Ontology annotation, molecular function: G protein-coupled receptor binding. Lineage: Eukaryota; Metazoa; Chordata; Mammalia; Primates; Tarsiidae. Gene Ontology annotation, biological process: G protein-coupled receptor signaling pathway; feeding behavior.